AGAAUAGAAUAGGAGAGUACGGGUUGGUACCUGUAGAAUUUACACCCCCGGAAUCCAAGGCUUGCCAGGUGAUAAGAGAUAUGACAGCUGUCGGUACUCUACGUUCGGCGAUCAAUUGAGAACCCUCAUCUUACAACUCCCUCAUGCUUUGCUCCCACCCACCUGCGUCAUUUCAUAUUCCCAUAAAAAGCAAUGGCGCCCUCACCCCUGCCCGAAUAUAUUUACAAAAUUGUACCUUCGGCACCUCCAACUCCAAUACCGGCUCAGUAUCCUCUGUCGGAACUAGAUCAGAAAGAUGGGUUUGUUCAUUUGAGUAUUGGCACCCAGAUUCCCAUCACCGCGGACCUAUUCUUCAAGGAUGCCACCACCAUCUGGGUGCUCAAGAUCCGGUUUGCCUCUAAGUUCCAUUCCACUACGACGUGGGAGAUCCAGGGAUGUCCACAUCUGUACGGGAACUUCGGAUCUGAGGAUGUUGUGGGCGUUAAGGAGUUGUCGCGAUUGGACGGACAGACCUGGAAGGAGGCGUUGAAGACCGAAAGUGGCUGGCUGGUUUAGAGCCCCUCUUUGCGAUGGUUGGUUCUGUAUGGCUCUUCAACAUAUAUACGUUUAUGUUGAUCUUGUCGUUUACGGUAUGAUAUUCGAGGUUUUCAGCUCCUAGCAUAUUUCCUCUAUUUAGCUGCAUUUAACAUGCUUCGCGGACUAGAUUUUUUUUCUAGACAAAAAAAUGAAAUCAAAGUAAAAGAAAAUCCCGUCCCGGAGCCUUUGCAGUGACUAACCGGAGCGAAAAUAAAUUCCUGAA
Molecule: messenger RNA, 799 nt
Organism: Hypoxylon trugodes
Lineage: Eukaryota; Fungi; Ascomycota; Sordariomycetes; Xylariales; Hypoxylaceae
Exons: 2
Coding region: 193-555 (120 amino acids)
Source: RefSeq, a predicted model, not a curated record